AUGAAUGUUCACAGCUCAGGACAUGUUCUUUCUGCUCCUCCCAGCCUUACACCUAGACAAGAGUUAAAUAAAGAAAUAAUUGACGCUGCGGUGCGGAUGUCCAAUAGAAAUUCUUCUUUCACGGAUAAUGCGAAUUCAUCAUCUCUUCUUGGAAGCGGUGGGACUCCAAACUCCUCGCUUGGGACGAUUAUCCAAGCUAAACCUCAAUUAAAGAACCUGAUUGGCGAUGCUACCAGAUUUGUCCCGACUUCUUUAAAAGUUCGUAGAACUACACGUGAUGGCCGUGGAAGAAUCAUAUCGGUUGGAGGAGGCAUCCCUUCGAGUGGUCCUGGGCUUAUUGGGUCUUCCAGUGAUGGUCAUUCGAGAUCGAUCGAUGGCAAAGCCAUUAAUGCAAACGCUCAGGCUAGCAAAGAUGACGCUUAUGAAGAGUUCAUGAGAGAAAUGGAGACACUCCUUUGA
Messenger RNA from Protopolystoma xenopodis, 459 nucleotides. Lineage: Eukaryota; Metazoa; Platyhelminthes; Monogenea; Polystomatidea; Polystomatidae. The record is from the annotation of a GenBank genome assembly.